Molecule: messenger RNA, 1305 nt
Organism: Morchella importuna
Lineage: Eukaryota; Fungi; Ascomycota; Pezizomycetes; Pezizales; Morchellaceae
Exons: 7
Coding region: 1-1305 (434 amino acids)
Biological process (GO): cell wall mannoprotein biosynthetic process; protein N-linked glycosylation
Cellular component (GO): Golgi apparatus; membrane
Molecular function (GO): alpha-1,2-mannosyltransferase activity
Source: RefSeq, a predicted model, not a curated record
AUGUCCUAUAACUCCACAAACUAUUGGAGUUCUUCCCCGAGCCGUCCUGACAGCGACAAUCCAUUCGAGAAAUAUAAGGCUCAGAGGAAUUCAGGUAGCUCGAACCUGGGGUUCAGAGCCCGGAAAAGGGGAUAUGGGGUUAAUAAGGCCCUAAAGGUCUUGGGUUUGCUGUUUGUAUUUGGAGUCCUCGUGGUUGCGUGGAAAGGUGGGGAGCAUACAGCAAUCAAAAAUGCAGGGUCAAUAACGGACCUUCUCGCUGAGAAGGCAGCGGCAAGAGAGAGAUUGCUCGCAAGUAAAGGGAAUGUGCAGGUAGGGAAGGAAAAGGCUUCAUUGGUGAUGCUUGUUCGGAACCGUGAGCUCAAAGAUGCUCUCACAGCGAUGAAGCAGAUAGAGGAUCGCUUUAACCGCAAUUACCACUAUCCAUGGACCUUCCUCAAUGACGAGCCAUUCACAGAGGAGUUUCGAAAUCACACCACUCGCAUGGCAUCGGGCGCCACCGAGUAUGGAUUGAUCCCGGAGAAAGAAUGGAGUAUGCCCGAAUGGAUAUCGGAGGAUAAGUUCCAAGAGACAAUUAAGUGGAUGUCCGAGAAGAAUGUCAUUUACGGUGAUUCACGGACUUAUCGCCAUAUGUGUCGUUAUAACUCGGGUUUUUUCUGGAGGCACGAGGCAUUGAAAAAAUAUGACUGGUACUGGCGGGUGGAACCGAGCACAAGCUUCUACUGUGACAUGAAUUAUGAUCCGUUCACAUUCAUGCGCGAGAAUAACAAGAAGUACUCAUUCGUCAUAUCACUUCCAGAAUAUCGUGAGACCAUCGAAACACUUUGGUCAACCACACAGGAGUUCGCGAAGCUGCAUCCACAGUACAUUGCAAGGGAUAAUUCGCUGGGAUUUAUUACCGACGAUGAUGCUAGCAAAGGAAUCGAGGGCACCGAUUACAAUAACUGCCACUUUUGGUCCAACUUUGAAAUUGCCGAUCUAAACUUUUGGCGUGGGGAAGCAUAUACCAAAUACUUUGAUUAUCUCGACAAAAAAGGCGGUUUCUAUUACGAACGAUGGGGAGACGCUCCAGUUCAUUCAGUCGCAGCUGCUCUAUUCCUCCCUAAGGAUCAAAUACACUUUUUUAGUGACGUUGGUUACAAUCACGUGCCAUGGGGACGCUGUCCAGCGGAUGACGAGAGUCAUGACUACGCAAGGUGCAUGUGUCCGUUCGAACGCGAAGAAAGUUUCGAUCUCCACCAGUGGAGUUGCCUGAAAAGAUGGUGGAAACUACAUGGACUCGAUGAGCACGGCAAGAAAAUUGACUAA